AUGGGUUGCGGAAUGAGUACUGAGGAUAAGGAGGGGAAGGCCAGAAACGAGGAGAUCGAAAACCAGCUUAAGAGAGAUAAGCUGAUGCAGAGAAAUGAAAUCAAGAUGCUUCUGCUCGGUGCUGGAGAGUCUGGAAAAUCUACCAUCCUGAAACAGAUGAAGCUUAUCCACGAGGGAUCCUACUCACGCGAUGAACGCGAGUCGUUCAAGGAAAUCAUCUUCAGCAACACUGUCCAGUCUAUGCGUGUCAUCCUCGAGGCCAUGGAGAGCUUGGAACUACCGCUCGACGACCAGCGCGCUGAAUACCAUGUACACACCAUUUUCAUGCAGCCAGCUCAGAUCGAGGGUGACUCUCUUCCCCCAGAAGUCGGUGCCGCCAUCGAGGCCCUGUGGAAGGAUGCCGGUGUCCAAGAGUGCUUCAAGCGGUCAAGAGAGUACCAAUUGAACGAUUCUGCCAGAUACUACUUUGACUCCAUUGGCCGAAUUGCCGCUCCAGACUACCUUCCUAACGACCAGGAUGUCCUCCGCUCUCGUGUCAAGACCACCGGUAUCACCGAAACCACCUUCAUCAUCGGCGACCUUACCUACCGCAUGUUCGACGUCGGUGGCCAGCGUUCCGAGCGUAAGAAGUGGAUUCACUGCUUCGAGAACGUUACCACCAUCCUCUUCCUUGUUGCCAUUUCUGAGUAUGACCAGCUCUUGUUCGAAGAUGAAACCGUCAACCGAAUGCAGGAGGCUCUUACACUGUUCGACUCCAUUUGCAACUCGAGAUGGUUCAUCAACACAUCUAUCAUCUUGUUUUUGAACAAGAUUGAUAGGUUCAAGGAGAAGCUACCCGUCAGCCCUAUGAAGAACUACUUCCCUGAUUACGAGGGUGGCGCUGACUACUCUGCUGCUUGCGACUAUAUCCUCAACCGAUUCGUCUCGCUAAACCAAGCAGAGCAGAAGCAAAUUUACACACACUUCACCUGUGCCACUGAUACUACCCAGAUCCGAUUCGUCAUGGCUGCCGUCAAUGACAUCAUCAUACAAGAGAACCUUCGACUCUGCGGUCUCAUAUAA
Messenger RNA from Nannizzia gypsea CBS 118893, 1062 nucleotides. Its product is annotated as guanine nucleotide-binding protein subunit alpha. The record is from RefSeq and is a predicted model, not a curated record. Gene Ontology annotation, molecular function: G protein-coupled receptor binding; GTPase activity; G-protein beta/gamma-subunit complex binding. The transcript has 5 exons. Gene Ontology annotation, biological process: G protein-coupled receptor signaling pathway. Gene Ontology annotation, cellular component: heterotrimeric G-protein complex. NCBI's taxonomy places the organism in Eukaryota, Fungi, Ascomycota, Eurotiomycetes, Onygenales, Arthrodermataceae. Bases 1 to 1062 code for a protein of 353 amino acids.